CAUUUUACCCUUUCCUCUCUUCGAUUUCCCAUUCUCUUUUCCAAAACCCUAGCCCCACAUCGGCGCCGUAACAUGGCGUCUCGGGGAGGUUACGAAGGCGGCUCCGCCACGGGAGGCAAGAUCCGUAGGCGCCCUCCCUUCCGCGCCGCAGCUGCGUCACCCUAUGCGCGCCCGGCUGCCCCUAUUCACCCAGCGUCACGCUGCAGCGAAGGGAGUGGCUGGCUCGCCCGUCUCAUCUCCGGUGGCGCAUCGCGUCUCCUCUCCUCUGUGUUUCGCAAGCCGGCUCCGCAGCUCGCUGCGCCUACGCUUUGGGAACCGGCGUUGGUCGACGCUCCUUACUCGCCGCCGCCGCCGCCUUUAGAGAACGACAUUCUUGAAGAAGAAAACGGAGGAGGGACUGCUAAUAAUCUGUCUACUGAUAAUCCUGAAAAUUCUGCCAUUGAUGGAGAUGAUUGUCUAAGUUCUUGUUGCAAUGGUAGUAUGGAUCUUGAAGAAUUGUUGAAGCAGAAGACCUUUACAAGGAGUGAGUUUGAAUAUUUGACUGGGUUGUUGCGAUCCAGAACUAUUGGAUCCAAUACAGUGCAGUCAGAAAUUAAUAAUAUAAAGCAAACAUUGUCUCCUAAGAAGGAAAAGGGGUCUAGAGACUUACCUGUUGAUUUCUCCAUUAGAUCAUACAAUGUCGCUGAUCAAGUUGCUUCACCUGCAGAACUUGCAAAGGCAUAUAUGGGUUCAAGAUGCUCAGAGGGGCCACCGUUACGCCUUAGAUUGCAUAAACCCUCCUCCCUUUCUGUCAAAUCAAUAGAAUCUGGCACCAUACAAAUAGCUAAAUCUCCAAAGGCCCCACUUCUCGGAAGUUCAAGAUUGUCUGCUUCCACACCCUUUGAUCGCCUUGGAAGCAACUAUAGGACACCAAAUAAAUCAGCAAUACACAAAAUGUCAUCAUCUCCUUAUUUUAAGGCUCCUGUUUCUUCCACAGACAUAUGUGGUACUGUAUCUUCAUCUUAUCAGACUGCAAACAGCAUUCAUACGUUUGGCAGGCAGCUCCUUAAGAGGAAGAAUAUUGCUCUCAACAAUGAAACUGACUCUGUUGGCCCCAUACGCAAAAUGCACCAAAGAUACAACAGAGUAUCAUCACUCUCGGAAACAUGGCCUGGUUAUCGUGAGUAUCCUGGUAGUCAUGCAACCAAACUGGAUGAAGAUUUCGAACACUCCACACAAACACAAAAGCGUCUGUGUCUGGCUGAAGUUGACAAUGGCACUCUAGGUAUCUGUGGCAACAACUUUGUUCAAGCACCAGCUCAAUCAACUGAGAUGGCUGCAAAGAUAUUGAAACAACUUGAUACACUAGUGUCUUCACCUUCAGAGAAGGAAAGCUCACCAGAAAUGAAGCAAAAGCUUGGAAAUGCCCUGGAUGUUGAGGAUUCUAUUUCUCAGAGAAAGGAAAUAUCAUCUCAGGGCAGCCUUUUGGAAUCAUCUUCGUCAUUCAUCCAGGAGUAUUCUUUACUCAAGAACAGAAAUGUUGCUGCUAUAUUCGCCCCAACUGCAAUAGAUGUCAAGACUGUUGAUGCUAUGUCAAACGGUUCUGCCCUCCCAGGAAGUAAAUCAUCCUCUGAAUUAAUAACUUCACCCAAGGAUUCUCUGGAGUUGGACCACUGCAGUGGAAGUAUUGAAAUUGAGAAAAGCUACUCACCAGUCCAGGAACAUACUGCUAACAAUUCUGGAACAACAAAUAAGGAGAAUCCCCCAGCAGUCUCUUUGCGAAGCUAUUCUCCUUCCAAUCUGAUGUUAUCUAGUGAAAUAAAACAAACAAAAAUGCUGUCUUCAUCAAAUGGUUUCUCAUUCCCUGUCAUGGCUCCACCGGUUGCUCACUCGCAGGCCCCUCCAACGCCUACUAUGGCAUCUCCACCUGCACUACAUGUUGGAAAGCACAAAUCUUCUGCACUACCCAGUGUGCCAGUUACUUCUGUGGAAAAUGCUCCAUGGAUUUUGAGACAAGUUUCAGAAGAAAGCUCAGUUUCAGACAAGCACAACAAGAAGUUAAAUGGAGAAAUUCCACCGAUUUCUUCCAAGGGUGCUGGACAUGUUGCAUCAUUCACCAGUAACCCUGUAACCUUAAGUAAUGGGCUAGCACAUACAUCAAAAUCAACUGCCUCUGCUGUUCUGGCUUCUGAUGGAUCGAACAACUCAUUUUUGUCUACAAAUACUGUCUCAUCAACUUCUUUAUUGCCGCCAUUCUCGUCUCAACCUGGUCUUGAGACCUCAUUCACUUCAGCACAGAAAUUUGGUGGUAUUCAAUUUAAAGCAGAGCCUAUCAUAACAUUGCCAUUCAGCAUGCACAGCAAUUCAACUGGAGGUAGUUUCACUUUCUCUAAUACUGGUCCAAGUAGUUCAUCGACAUCAUCAAAAACAUUUGCCAGCAUAACUUCCCAAUUGGCUAAAGCACCAACAUCUGGAAGUGCCAAUGCACCUUACAAUUUCUCGCCAAACUUUGGUGGUGCAAGUUUGUUAGCUGCCCAGGACAAAUCCAAGGUAGGAAGCAGCACUGCCGCACUUAAUUUCUCUCCGCACUUUGGCAGUGUGAAUUUGGUCGCUUCUCUGGAUAAGUCCAAAGUGACAUCACCUGAAUCAAUGUUGUUGGCUGGAAACCAGUUUGCCCGACCAGGAAAUAGCAAUUCAUUGUGCACACAGAGUUCAGCAACUAAGUCCGACUUGAUGUCUCCGGACAAAUCAAACAUGGGGAGCUUACCAUUUGGUUCAGCACCUCUGAGCCCUAGUACUUUCAGUUCGAGCUCUGUAGUUUCUUCCACAGCUGCUUCGGGCUCGGCCUCUGUGACUACAACUACUCCACCGCCUGUGCCGUUUAUGGCUUCUUCUGCUUUGGGAUCUAGCAAGGCAUUCUCAGUGUCACCAAUAUUUGGCAGCAAUCCAAUCACGACUGCUCCAUCAUCGUUUGGCAUGCUGAAUAAUGGUUCUGCUAUGCCCUUUAGCCCCUCCAGCACUGUAUUUUCAUUCACUUCGGCUACACAUAUAAUACCAGAUCCACCACCCUCAACACCACUAUUUGGUAGCACGAUCCCAACUUUUGGUUUCAGUACAGGAGCUGAUCAGAUGAAUGGGGGGCAGACGACUGUGGGGAAUAACCAGACUCCUUUUGCUACGGCCUCACCAUUUGGCUUUCAGAGCAAUUCACUGUCAACUCAAGCUUUCAGCAUGCCAGCUUCUCAAUUCGCUUCCACUUCAACCACCUCACCUGGCAUUUUCCAGUUUGGCCAGCAGAGUCAAGCUUCUUCAGGUGUUUUUUCAGUGGGCACUGUCCGUGACAAUGACAAGUCUGGCAGAAGAAUUGUCAAGGUAAAGAGAAAGAAAUAGGCUACUCUGUUCAAAGUUGAUCAAGAGGUUCAGAACUUGCAGUCAAUUUGGGCUGUAAAGAAAUAGGCCACUCUGUUCAAACUUGAUCAGAGGUUCAGACCUUGCAGUUAAUUUGGCAUGUGGACUAGCCUAUGCAAAUUGAUCUUGGCUUCCAGGGCUUCUGGUGAUCGGCGAGUGUAGUGCAGCAUAUUUGUUCACUUGAUACCGACUGAGCUGGCAUGAGAUGCCCGUGGUUUUUUGGCACAGUACCUAUGGUGGACUCUCUCUAGUCUAUUUUUGUUGAUUAAGUAAACUGAAUUUUGUCUAUUCCCUGAUGUACCAUUACAGAAACAUUUGUAUAUCAUAGUAAUGUUUCAGGGUAUGUGUUUUUGUUA
Hordeum vulgare subsp. vulgare (domesticated barley) is the source of this 3743-nucleotide messenger RNA. RefSeq names its product nuclear pore complex protein NUP1-like. The record is from RefSeq and is a predicted model, not a curated record. Bases 73 to 3369 code for a protein of 1098 amino acids. Lineage: Eukaryota; Viridiplantae; Streptophyta; Magnoliopsida; Poales; Poaceae. Gene Ontology annotation, cellular component: nuclear envelope. The transcript is spliced from 9 exons. Gene Ontology annotation, biological process: nuclear membrane organization.